Pundamilia nyererei is the source of this 3237-nucleotide messenger RNA. RefSeq names its product protein FAM19A4-like. The record is from RefSeq and is a predicted model, not a curated record. The coding region runs from base 328 to 735 and encodes 135 amino acids. The transcript is spliced from 5 exons. Gene Ontology annotation, molecular function: receptor ligand activity. NCBI's taxonomy places the organism in Eukaryota, Metazoa, Chordata, Actinopteri, Cichliformes, Cichlidae.
GUUCACAGAGCAACACAUCUCUCACAUCGCAUCCUGGCUGAAAGGUACAGUGUAACUCCGGGGAGAGCAGAUGAUGUGUGAAGGUGCAGCUUUUCACUUAGCCGGUGUGUUGACUGUAAUCUAUAUCAGCUGCAGGCUCCCCCCCCUUCUUCUUCCCUUUUCUCGCUCUGAUUCGUGCCUCUUCAGAAAGUGGAGAGUAACAUUUGCAGCGAACUUUACCAACCUCGCUGAACCGAUGUGAUGCGCUUGCUUUUAACACCGACACUGAUGAUGACUUCAGCAGCGGUUCAUUAUACACAUCAGUAACCUGAGCACAAACACUUGAAGAUGAAGAUGAACAUAAGGACACAAGCAUUACACUGGGGUCUCCUCCUUUUGUGUAUAAUGAGCCUCUGCAUCCAGCUUGUGUCCAGUGGCAACCAAAGCUCCCGAGGAAAGACAGGGUCAUCACAGGAGAGGACAGGGACUUGUGAAGUGGUUGCUGCUCAUCGCUGCUGCAACAAGAACAAAAUUGAAGAACGCUCUCAAACUGUCAAGUGCUCCUGCUUCCCAGGACAGGUAGCAGGGACAACAAGGGCUCUGCCCUCUUGUGUUGAAGCCUCUAUUGUGCGACAGAAAUGGUGGUGUAAAAUGGAGCCGUGUCUGCAGGGGGAGGAGUGCAGAGUCCUCCCUGACCUCACUGGCUGGUCAUGCAUCUCUGGAAAUAAAGUGAAGACCACAAAGGUGACAUGGUAGCAAGACAGAAGCUCCAGCUAAUCAGUGCAAGCCCAUACUGGUCUGCCUCGGUCAACUUAAAUAACAUUACACUGUGAGGAUAGUGAAUGCCCCGUCAGAUGGAGCACAGAACAAUAUAGAUUUAAUUAGAUAUGGCUCAGCUUUGCAGAAAAUCAUCAUUUUAAUUUGCUUUGUCUUGGAACAAUUUUGGUUUGUGUUAAUGCCAUGGCGUAGAGAAUCUAUUAGCAAUUGACCUGGGAUAAAAUGAUGCAGCACCUUUUCCAAUCCAAAUGAACAGCUUUUGCAAAAGUCUAUCAUUGUGUUUUGCGCUUGAUAUUCUGGGCACAUUGUGAUGCACUCAAUCAAAGUUUGGAUGGGUCUGCUGGCAGACACUUAAAAAGAGAUUUUGUGGAUUUUCAGGAGGCAGAAUGUGAAUCCAGUCAGUGGCCUGUGACUCUCUCAAAGCAGAAGCCAACAAAUUCUGAGAAAUUUAUUAUUAUAUAGCAUUUGUAGACAACCCUGUCUCUUAACUUACUCUGAGUUUCAUAAGAGGUCCGCUCCCUUUCCACAAAGAAGCACUCUUUCAAACACGGCACGAACACACACACACACACACACACACACACACACACACACACACACACACACACACGCACACACGCACACACACAUGACUAUGCAUACACAAAGGCUGCUUUUUGACUCCACUGGUUGGACGGGCCACCACCUGCAAGGCUGUGAUGGCAUGCACACAAGCAUGAAGCUCUGAUGCAAAACAAGGACUGUUUGAAAUGCUAAUCAUGGGGAGAAAGGGGAGAGAAAAGAGAAGAGGUUCUUCUUCACUGCUGAGAGUCUUUACAUCAUGCUUUUUUUUGUUUCUGUUUGUGCUCCUGUGGAGGGGACUAUGCUUAUAGUAAUGAUGGGAAACACUGACAGUUCUCUGCCUUGAAGCAAAUCGUAGCCACUAACACAACACAAUGUUUACCUUUAUUACCACUUCAUCACUUGUCCUCUUUAUAUAAAUAAUAUUCCUUCUGGACCCACCUCGAUUGCCUCUCUUUUAUCUCUUGAGUUCAGGCAGAUACUUUGCAAUUUACCUUUGAAAUGAAGGGACCAAAAAAAAAAAGAAAAAAAGAAAAUAAAAACACAAAUACAGCAGCUGCAAAUCAUUCCAACUUCCAGCAUUAGACUUGCAUGCAUAACAACCGCUGCAAGUUGAAAGCAGCUGAACUCAACAUAAGACAUUUAUGCAUGAUUUAUAUUUUACAUGUUAUUGUUUUAGUAGUGACAAGAGUCUUCACUGAAAGGUCUGAAACUCAAGUGUUUACACGUUGGCUAUUUUGUAAGCGUUCAGGUUUAAUUCUUCCUUAACUCUUGCAGUGCUGUGAAUUCAUUUUACGGGAUGCAAUAUGUAAAUCUAAGAUCAUGUAGCGAUACAGUAUUCAAUCACGCUGGAUGUUUUUUACUGGUUUUAGAUGACAGUAGUAUCUCAUGGAAUCUGUAGUUCAAAAGUUCAUCUCCUUUGUGUUUCUUCUUUUCCUGGAAAUUGUUUUUAUAGCUCAGAAAAUAAUUCAGAGGAUAGCAGUGAGAAUAGAAACAUAGGGCCUUUGCAAUGCUUUCCAGAUGUAGAUUAUUAUGUGCAUACAUCUUAAGCAAUGAAUGUCGCAUACAGAGCUCCAUAUGCCAUGUUUAUGUUGAUCUCAUCGAGGUAUUUAGGGAAUACCACCUUUCUUUCUUUCUCAAAUUGUUCUUUUUUCAUGAGCUUGCACUUAAAUGUGCCUGAUGGGACGUUUUGAGAUUCUUCUGAUUUUGAGAUUUAGAUUUCUUUAUUUGUGACACAAAACCCUUCUUCUAAAUCACUCUAAAUGUGAUAUGCUUUUGAGUAUUUUGUAGGUUCACUGGCUAGUUUUUAACCAUUCUGACAGCAGUAUUACAAAACUGCAGACCUUGUAAACUUGUCUGACAUAGUUAGGACAAAGUAGGGUGAUGGUGCUUUAACAUUUGGACUGUUUUUGUAUAAAAACUAUAGGUGCAAUAACAGAAACCAUUUAAAAUGUAAUGCAAUCCAUUGUACAACUGUUAUAUAUGGCUAUACUGAAUGAAUAUACUAUACAGUCGUGUUGGGAUUUAGUGCAUUUGUUCAAGAUAUACAAAAGAGUCCUACAGUGAUCUGCAAUAUUUAUUUGUUUAAUUUAGCUGCACGUAUAACUCAAAAACUCCAAAUAUUCUGUGGUAGUAAACACAGUAUCAUGGGGGUUUUGGAGUGUCAGACUGACAAUAUAUGCAAUCAGAAGCUACUACCUCAGGCAUUAGAAACAGAAAUUAUCGUUGCAGUCACAACAGUUUUUAAUAAUUUGUCACUCUUGAUUUUGUUCAAUUUUGACAGCCGACGCUUCUCUCAGUGAUGCAAACUCUGGGAAUAAACCAAAAAAUAUUUAUUUACUCUCAAACCCUUCAGAAAUAUGGAUUGUGAACGCUAUCUUGUUAAAGAUGCUUCUCAGUGACUGAUUUAACUCCUCAGGC